This is a messenger RNA of Pocillopora meandrina, 5931 nucleotides long. NCBI's taxonomy places the organism in Eukaryota, Metazoa, Cnidaria, Anthozoa, Scleractinia, Pocilloporidae. The record is from the annotation of a GenBank genome assembly.
GAGGAGGCAGGUACUUCAAACCGUCCGAGUAUUCCAGACAAUCUUAUGGAAUUGCAUCAUGAGAGCAGAGCAGAAUUUUUUGAAACUGUUCAGUUGCAUUGCAAGGCUGUCAUGGAGAGAGUGCGAGCUGUGAAAGAAUCUUUGAAUCUUUCUGACCCGAGCAAACAAUCACAACGAUCAAGCGAUAAAGAAAAACUCAGUGACUUUUCUCCAGAACGGACUGAAGGCAAAAAAGAGCAGUCUUUUGGAUUGAACGCGCAGGAUCAGGGUCAAAAAAUUAAAGAGAACGUUGAACGCAUCAUAGAGCUUGUACGAUCUGGGAAGAAAGUAGGUUGAGUUUAAAUACUUGGAGGUUUUGCCUGCUUGUUUUAAAAUGUUAUUUAUUUAGUCAAAUGCCAGUUGCAGGAACCGCCCAGAGGGAGGGGCUCUAGCCCCCCCCCUACGUUUUUGCAAAAGUAAAAAUAAAUUAAACAAAAAAUAAUUUGACAAAAAUAACGGAGCCAAAAAUAGCCCCCCCCCCUCCCUCCACUCAAAAACUUGCUGCGCGGUCCCUGAGUUGUAACUAUCAUAGCUAUCAUCAGCAUCAUUCAUUAACAGAUCGACAACAUAACUUAUGAAAAUAGUAUCAAGCGCAGAGAACCACAAAGGAUUAUCUGCAACUGAUUCAGAUCGGCGAAGAUGGAGAGGCCGAGAGCAGCCAGGGGAGAGCAAAGUCGCCGCUUGAAAAAAUGAUUGGAAAAUUCUCCACAAAACCAUUUGACUGAGAGACCAGUCAGUCGAGCAGAAAUAGAUAACAGUUGAUCACAACUCAAACCUCAGAACAAAUUAUUUGAUCGCCGAGAUUCAAGUGUUAGAAUUUAAGAGUAAGGGAAUUUAUCCAAAGCGGCCAUAUUAACUUGCAGUGUUUAAAAGCUUGAUGUUAUUAUAAUCGACCUGAACUUCAGCGCAAAUUUUUUUUGGUAAUUUCAUUUUGUUUUGUUCUCCACUUAAGAUGCAGUUUUCAAACACGAGACUUAGUGCUUCCGAGAAACUUUCCUUUCCAGUAGCCACAACUGAUGCAGGACAAGAACAUCGUCAGCAAACGUCACCUGCUGUGGAAGAGAAAACAGUACAAAGCGAAAAGACAACUGAAAAUUCUGUUCCAAUGGAUUCUUCUCUAAACUCAGUCGAAGAAACCAAACUUUCUAGCGCGUACUCGGUCUUGGACGGGAAAGCUUUGAUGGAACUAUCAAAUAAAGAUACAUGUUUAAAAGUCUCCAGUUUAAAAGAGUGCGGGGAUGGAAUAACGCACUCUGCUUGUCCCUACAGGAGAGAAUCCCGUGAACAUGACCAAAGUCACUCUGCCUUGUCUUCAGGAGACUGCAAAGGACUUUUCGAAGAGAUUUCAAGCGAGGAGCAGACGGCUUUAACUGUAAACGAGAUCGAAAAAGACAUUAGUGCCCUAAUGAACGAGGAGAAUCAGCUAACUGGAAGGAAUUCAACCUUUGACACGCAUGUAGAUACAUCUUUUGAAUAUCUAAACAAUCAUUCAUCUUUUUCAAUCCAGGCUCAUCUAAAAAAGGCUAACGAUAGCAGUGUUUUGUCUGGCUCUCAGAAAAUGAUGCCAUGGUCAAGAAGAGUAGAAGACCCUCUCUGGCAAAUGGCUGUAAAAAUCGUCCGGGAUAUCUAUGUUCGUAUCGGUUGCCAUGAAAAUUAUCUCCGAUACGCGAGCUGGGUGGAUGAACCGAACGAUGACACGAUUAAACUUGAUACCACUGCAUUGCCCUGUAAUGAUGCAUUAUCAAACGAGAAGGUAAACUGACUCAAGAUCCCUUUUCUUGUGGGAUGCCUGCGAGGCAUACGUCGUUGAAAUUCUGGCUGUUUUUUUUCCUGGUAGACACCAAUGGCGAAGAGGACCAAUGGGUUUCUAAGAGCACCGUUGUUUACUUCCGAUCUCACAAAUCAAUGAAAACGAUUUGAAAGAGCAUUAAUUUUAUAGGAUGACACCGUUUUUUUUUCCCUUGAGAAAAUCCUUGUUUGAGUGCGCUUUAAAAUACCAAAAGAUAAUUAAUUCUUUAGCAACACUCCUGUGGUCUUUUGAAGACAUAACUCGUCUAUUUGUCUUUUUAUAAAAUUAAUAAUGGUAACAGAAAUGAGUGGAGUCCAAUUCGGUCUGUAAUCAUACGAGUGAUUAACAAAAUCGUACGUCCGCGAAUUGGACGAUACGAAGUCCUGUUACAAAUUAAUCACAACUAUGACAGAAUUUGUGAGAGAAUACCAACUUUUCUCUUCACAGAUCACAAUCCCAGAAGGAAAUGAUAACAAUUCGGAGAAUGUUGACAAAUUAUGUGCUAACGGAAUGGCUUCCACAGCUCUCGAGUCAACUCAUUCAAAUACAGAAGAGCCUAGCAUCGAAACUUCCUCUUUCCAGACUGACCAAUUGGAAGUGGCGCCUGUAAAUGCAUCAUAUGAUGUACAGAGGACUCCAAAGAUGCCAGUCAAAAGAGCGUCCCUGAGGCGUGGUCAGAAAAAAUGGUCUGCUUUAAAGAAGAGAAGGAAAUCAUUGGCAUUUGGGAGGAAGGAGAAUGAAACUAACGGAUCGAGGAAACCGCUGACCUUGGGGAAAUCGACAGCUGAAGUUGCAAGCCUUAACUUCAAUCAAGGUAACUAAUGUCGGGAUAUCUUUUGGUAAGAACCUUAAAAUUGUUGAAUGUGAUUUAAUUGCAAUCAAAGCUGUUGUUCGAAAAUAUAAGUCUGGCAUAUACUAGUCUGGUAUCUAGUUGGUUUUUUUUCACCGCAGUCUAUGACUGCAUCGGAAAACUUGCGUCGUCCUCUCAGUCUAUAAUAUUCAGCGCUGAAACCUUCGUGACUGGGUUAUCCAAGUUUUCCUGCGCCGCAAAGGGGUUGUUAACAUACAAGUAUAAUGUUGGUUUAAGUGUCAAUGGCGUCAAGCUCUCUGCAAUAUUGCUCUUUUUUGCUUGAUUGGCGAUACGCACCAAGCUUGGCAGCUUUUUUAAUGGUGACGCGUCUGACAGAAACGCGUAAGCCCAAAAGUUGCGAUAGACUUCCACAGGGACACGUAGGAAAAAUUCCAACAGGAAGAAUACUGGAGCGUUAAGUUUAUCAACUAUCUAUCUUACUUGAAAACCGAGAAAUCUUCUGAAGAAGUUAAACUUUAUUAUCAACUGUUAAUUCCUUUACUUUUUCGUGUAAAAAAACUGCUGUAUUCACUUUUAGAGGGAUCUACAAUCGAAAACAGAGAAAAUCCACUUCAGAAGGAACGAAGGCAGAUAGGAGACGAAGACAGGCUGUCAUCUCUAAAAGGAUUUAUUUCCCUCAAAGGUAACAAUCAAUUGUGCAAACUUACGCUUUACUGAGGUCCUUUCUUUCAGAGGUCUCUACAUCCGGGUAAUGAAAUUUUUGAUGUGCAAGCUUAAAGAGCUUGUUUCCUACCAGGCUUUGGACAGCUCCAUCCCUCACCAUCCCCCUCCCAAACUUUUUGUUUCAGGUUUAGAGAGGAUCGAAAUCCGAAAUCUACGCGGUGUUUACCUCUAUAUAUCAAGUCUUAUACUUUCAAAAUUUCUUUUAUCAGACGCAAGAACUAAAGAUGGAGAAGAUAUAAUCGUUGUGAAUCCCUCGAAGAUUCCCAGUAAAAGAGAUUUCACAGGGAGGAAGGAAUACAAUGAAAUAAUGGCCCGUCUGUUAUUGUAAGUGUUUUAAUUUUUCAAUUUCCUCAUUAAUUCAAUGGCGACUUACAGAAUGGAUUUCAGAAGCAUUCCCAGCUGAUGACUCAAGGGUAGGCAGAUCUAUUUUUGCGUGCGAAUGACAGCCAAUAAGAGAACACAGAGUUCUGUACAACUACAUCAUCAGAUGAUUUGGUUCAGUCUAUCAACUGAGCUGAUAAUGUGAAUUGGCCACCGUAGAGAGUUUGUAAGCUGAGCUUCGUUUAGAGUCUGUCGCUCUUAUAAUACCCCUAACCGACGGUGCACCACAAUUUCUUUCGAUUUUUCCACCCUUACCCCCCCAACCCCGGCUUAAUUCAGCUACGUCAUCGCUCUAUUAGCUGCAUAUCUUCUCUUGUAUCGUCUUUCUUUGAGGUUUAGGGUAAAGGUACGAUAUACUGAUUAUCACAUAAAGAAAGCGAUAACAUUUACUUUGGUGUGGAGCUGCAAGCUCACGAAUUUUGAAGCGAUUUUCAACUGACUGCCUAGAGUUAUCCGGGCCCGAUCGGUUUAACCUCUUUUCGCUCAAUAUUUGGUUCAGAAAACUCGCGCUACUUUCUAAAACAAUCAGAUGCCAAAUUAAGACCAAUCCCGCGACUCGGUCACUCUAUUUGACAGUGAUUCAGGCAGUUCGCUUGUUUUCCCCUUGAGUUCUUACUUGUGGCUUUUACUGUUUUCAUUUAUUACGACUGGCCAUUGUGGUUUCUUCAGUUUUGGUAUUAAAAACUUAAUAAAAAGGCUACUAUUAAAUUAUAACGAGAUAUCAAUCUCAUGUUUAAAAGUUGUUUUUUUAAAUCAGUUUAAUUUUUUUUUUCUGCUAAGAAUAUUUUUUUACCAGCUCCCCUCGUGCUAAAUCCUUUCCAAUGGCCAAGUUUUCCUGUUUUCAGGUUCGUUCAAUGAAAGGAAUUUAACAAAACAUGAAGAGGAAUGGGGUGAAAAGCUCCCUCGUGCUAAAAGUUUCAGGUUGGUCGCGAAAAGUGGUCAGUUCAUGCUGUUACACAGAGAAGAAGCAAACUGCGUUCCCGAAAAUGGGCGACGGAAUUUUACAAGCUAUUGAUGAAUCGGUGAGAUGUAUGAGUAGAGAAAAUCAUUUGUGUAUCGUUUAACUAAGACAAAAAUAAUCAUACAAACAGCCACAUUCAAAUAAUCGUUGUGCUUUCCACCCUUGGGCACGUUAUACCAUCGUUUCUUCUCUUUGUCUCACGCAAAAAAUUCAAGUUGAGUCCGGUGGGAGAAGUGGCAGAGGUCUUACUUUGCGUCAAUACAAUCUCGUUUCCAGGUUUCCCUCUUGCCGAAUCUAGUGAAUCGCGCACUUUCCGACCACUGGUCGAAUGAACGAGGACUCUAGGGACGAGAUCGGUUCAAGGUUGUCUAAGAUCACGGGUUAUAACAUGAUUUAAUAAAUUUAAUGAGCUAAUAAGACCGUGAGUUAAGACAGAACAUAUCGUUUUUUGGUCAUGUUGAAUUAAUCACAGCGAUUCCGUAAAUAUUUCUUUAACUUUGAUUGUCUGCGGAUUGAGAAAGUCUUGACUGUCUCUUCAAACAUGUCAAAAAGUCUACAUGUCGAGCUUCGUAGUCAGUGUUAUCUUUAUGUUCAGCCUUGCUCCCUGUGUUAUGUUUUGCAGAUAUCAAAACAGACUCGCUCGAUGUGUUUUCUUCAAACCAUCUUUUAAACUGAGGGCUUUGGUAAUACUUUCAAAGCCAUUUUUCUCGUAAGUAUUCUCUCUCACAGAGGUACUUACAGAAAAGAGUAUUCACAACUUGAUACGCUCGAUGUGUUUCAUUCACGGCUUCCUGAAUCCAAAUUUAAUAUACAAACUUAUACCUUCUAGUGACCAUUUGUAUUUCAGCCCACUGACUGACCGACCUAGCAAAGAACGUCCGUCAGACGGGCUGACCACUGGUAAACAGGUUGAAGAACGUCUGACCCACCGACUACAGUAUUUGAUGGACCGACCAACUGAAACACGUUGGCUAACAAACUCACUGACUAAAUAUCACCCGUAAAAAUCUUGCUGAAAACUUUCUGGUUUUGUAUUUGACUGACUGACUGACCACCUGACACUUUUGAGUAACAAAAAAAUUAACCGUAUCCCCUCGCAUAAAAGAAUAUCACAAUGAAAAAAUUUCGAAAGAUGAGUGGUUUCGCUGUUUAUGUCACAGAAACAACAUGAGGGAAAAAAUUGUUAUUGUGAAGAGCAGGCGAAAAUUUUCUAAGGCUCAAGGUAAG